GCUAUUUUUUUUGUUAAUUACUUUUUAUUAUUUUGGUGUUAUUAUUGUUGUUUGUUUUCAGAAAAAAAUAUGGCCGAUAAUAGCACAAAGAAAAACAAGUUGUCGAAAACGGGACGAAAAAGUCCAAUUCCGAAUUCCAGCAUUAAUAAAACACGAUCACCAUCAAAACAAUCGAUAAAAGUAAAAACACCAAUCAAAAAUAGAGAAACAUCGAUUAGUAAAAAAACUCGAAUUAAAAACAAAACUGAUAAAAGCAAAACUAAAUUGAAAUCAAGUGUUAAUCGAAAGCCAUCGAUUUCAAAAACAAAUGUUAAUCGAAAACCUUCGUUUUCAAAAACAAGUGUUAAUCGAAAGCCAUCGAUUUCAAAAACAAGUGUUAAUCGAAAACCAUCGAUUUCAAAAACAAGUGCUAAUCGAAAACCAUCGAUUUCAAAAACAAGUGUUAAUCGAAAACCAUCGAUAUCCAAAACAAGUGUUAAUCGAAAACCAUCGAUAUCCAAAACAAAUGUUAAUCGAAAACAUUCGAUUUCCAAAACGGGCGCUAAUGCAACCAAAUCACAGAAAAAAAGUAUAACGAAAUUUAGAUCUAUAUCAAUCGCUGGUAAAUCGUCAAAAACAAAUGUCAGAAAACCGACUGUAAAAAAGUCUGUAUCCGUUUCUUCUAAAAAUCAAUCAGUCAGAAAUAUGAGCUCCAUUUCUAAACGGAAUUUAGAUACAUCGCGUUCAACAAAACAAUCAAGAACCACUUCAGCUUUACGACCAAGAAUCUCAAAAACUAUGUCCGAUGUAAGUAAAGAAAGAUCAAAACGAAAACUGUCUUCAUUGAAAACAACUGGACGAAGUAAAUCGAAAAUAAAGCCAAAAUUAUUUGAAAAGAGUAAAAAAUCGAAAAAAGUCACUAAAGAUACAAAAAAAAUUAAACCUCAAAUGAGUAGAGCAGCUACUAAAUCUGAAAAAAUUCUAGCAAAGCCAAAAUCUGCUAAACCGUCGAGUCAAAAACUUGAGAUGUUUGUCGUAAGAAAAUCUCCUAUGCCAAUGCCUAGCAUUGAAGAACAAAAAUCUCAGAUAGCCACAUUGAAAGCUGAAGCUGAAGCGGCAGCAAUGGCAGCGAAAACGGAUGAAGAUGCGAAAUUCUUUGAAAUAAUAAUCGAAACUAAAGACGGACCAUCUAUGUUACAAUCUUUAGAAAUCGAACAAAUUAUCCCAAAAUCAAUUGUGGUGAAGUCCAGUAGUGAUGAUGGCAAACAAAAAUCGUCGAAAACGUCUCCAUCAUUGUCUAAAAAAUCACCAAAACAUUCUCCUAGUUUGAAAAAACCAUCACCAAAACCAGCUUCUCCAGUGUCAAAGCAAUCAUCAAAACAAUCUCCUAGUUUGAAGAAACCAUCAUCGAAGCCAACUUCUCCAUUGCCGAAGCCAUCAUCGAAGGCAUCUUUGAGUUUGAAAAGAACAACAUCAGUGCCAAAGCCAUCAUCGAAAGCAUCGGUAAGUUUGAAGAAACCCGCGUCCAAAUCAACUUCAGUGUCAAAGCAAUCAUCGAAAGCAUCGGUAAGUUUGAAGAAACCAGCGUCAAAAUCAACUACGGUGUCAAAGCAAUCAUCGAAAGCAUCGCUAAGUUCGAAGAAACCCGCUUCAAAAUCAACUACAGUGUCAAAGCAAUCAUCAAAAGCAUCGCUAAGUUUGAAGAAACCGGCGUCCAAAUCAACUUCAGUGUCAAAGCCAUCAUCAAAAGCAUCGCUAAGUUUGAAAAAACCCUCAUCAAAAUCAACUUCUUCAGUGCCAAAGCAAUCAUCUAGCGAAUCGCUAAAUUUGAAGAAAUUCUCGUCAAAACAGACUUCUCCAGGGUCAGAGAAAUCAUCAAAGCCAAUUUCACCACCGUCGAAACAAUUUGCACCAACAUUGAAGCCAAUUUCACCACCGUCAAAACCCUUAUCACCGACAUUAAAGCCACUUUCGCCAGUGUCAAAACCGCUUUCACCACCGUCGAAACAAUUUGCACAGACAUUAAAGCCACUUUCACCAGUGUCAAAGCCCAUUUCAUCACCGUCGAAACAAUUUUCAUCAACAUUUAAGCCAAUUUCACCAAUGUCAAAGAUACUUUCAGCAAGGAAGAAGAGAUCGCCAGUUAUUCCGAGGCCAGCUUCGAAACCUCCAAUUAUAAGAACACCGGAAAAAUUUGAUCCGAAACCGAAAUCCUUACCGCCAAACCAGACGAUACAACAAUCCGCGUCUAUUACAACAAAAGAUGAUCAGCCAGAAACAAUAUCAACAACAAAAAUAUCCACAGACGAGCAACAGCAACCAUUGUUUCAAACAAGAACUGAAUUGCCUCUUUAUCUUGUUUCAUCAAUACUUAUCGACAAAAGAAAAAUGUCACGAAUGCCAGUUUCACCAUCGUCUCAGAUUAAAAGAAAUGCACAUAUUACAAUAAAAUCGACAAGUAAUAAAAAAACCGUUGCUACAUAUCGAAACGAUGCAGCUAGAAGAUCAUUAAUUCGUUUCGAACGAACAUCAAUUUUUUAUCGUCGUCUAGAUGAUUAUAAACGUGAUAGACGAGAGGAGGCUAUCAUUAUUCCUUAUAAUCCAUAUAUAAGAGGACAGAAAUUAUAUACUCUGCAUAAACGUGAUGAAUUGGAUCAAGUAAUCGAAAUAACACCCGGGCUAAUGUCAAGCCAAUCACAAAUGUCGAUUCGAAGAUCAAAAACCCAAGUAUUUCGACGGGAUUGUCUAAGAAGUCCAGAGGAUGCCAAUAAUGAUCAAACAUUGAUAAAAAAAACAUCAUCACUAACAAAAACUAUAACAAAACAAUCGAGUCCACAAUUAGAGAAAAUUGCUAAACAACAGCCACAACAGUUGGGAAAACAACAACAACCAGAACUGCCAAAUCCAAAAGAAAUUACCAUGACUACUACAACUACUACAACAACUGUUGAAAUAAUAGCCGAAAAACCAGAAAUGAAAACGAUUGGCGAAUCGUUGGAAGAACCAUCUAUAUUGAAAACGAAUUCUGAGAGUUGUGACAGUAGCAGUGAUUCUGCAAACAGUUCCAACUCUGAUGCAUCAGUUUGAAAUACUAAUCUAAUAAUAAUGUAUUUUUUGAGUAAGUGUGAAAAAAAUCCUGUCAAAUAAGAAAAAAAUGUUGGUUGUUGAUAAGAAAGUAGUAUUAUUUGGGUGAACAUAAAAGAA
Messenger RNA from Dermatophagoides pteronyssinus (European house dust mite), 3183 nucleotides. RefSeq lists its product as uncharacterized. Lineage: Eukaryota; Metazoa; Arthropoda; Arachnida; Sarcoptiformes; Pyroglyphidae. The record is from RefSeq and is a predicted model, not a curated record.